Myodes glareolus (Bank vole) is the source of this 1506-nucleotide messenger RNA. The record is from RefSeq and is a predicted model, not a curated record. Lineage: Eukaryota; Metazoa; Chordata; Mammalia; Rodentia; Cricetidae.
GCAGAGUCAGAUUUUUGGUCUUGACUUUGAGAUCUUUCCAGCAUUCCCAUCUUUGUCCGCAGUAAGAUACUUCAAAUCAUACUCCCUGAUCCUUAUAUUCCUGGUACUGUAAAGGAUAGGAACCAUGAUUUAGGGAUAUUGACUUUGGUUUGGUCUAGCUUGCUUUGCAGUGUUCUGAAUGCUGUGAUACAUUGACUGCUACUUGUGAAUUGGAGGAGAGACUUAACGAGCUAUUGAAGUAGGGUCUUAUCCAGAAGAGGGGUUUUGGGAGAUAAGAGCACUGUUCCAAGUUUAAUGGCAACUUAAUAAAAGUCUAGGUCGUGAAAGAAAUGGGUGUCCAAUGCCUUGUUUGGGGAACUGGAGGAAAACAAGAAGUGAACUAGUAUGCCCUAGGAAGAGAGAAGCAUGUCACGGGAGUUUUUAUUAGGCAAGAAAAGCAAGGUUUAACUUUCUCUGGGUGAGGCAGUCAGAUGGGUACAUUAGUGAAAGGAAGGGUGAGAUUUAUUUUGUGACCAUUAACUAAAGGGCACUGUACUACCCAAUGGUAUGCAGAGCGAUAGGUGGCCUGGUGAUAAGAAGAGGAAUAAACUUACGAGGGAGGCACAGGGUGUGGACAGUCUACGGCUCUGGGCCUCUAGGGAGAUGGACACAGGACUCUCAGGGUUGCUGCUCCUGCUGUGUGCCCUGCGCUGGGCUGAAGGUGCAAAGGUGCUGGUGUUUCCUGUGGAUGGCAGCCACUGGCUGAGCAUGAAAGAUGUCACCAGGGAGCUCCAUGCCCGAGGCCACCAGAUUGUGGUCAUGGCUCCCGAGGUGACUCUGUACGUCAAAGGAGAGGACUUCUUCACCCUCCAGACCUAUCCCUCUCCGUACACCCAGGAAGAAUAUCAGAAGAACAUACUGGCCAACACUAAGAAGGCCUUUGAAGCACAACAUUUUGUGAAGAUGUUUUUUGAAACUAUGGCAACUAUAAGAAAAUUUUCAGAACUCCAUGCAAAUUCUUGUGCUGUUCUACUGCACAAUGAGACCCUGAUCCAGCAACUGAACUCCAGUUCCUUCGAUGUGGUCUUAACGGAUCCUGUAUUUCCCUGUGGGGCAGUGCUGGCCAAGUACCUUCAGAUUCCUGCCGUGUUUUUUCAACGCUCCAUUCCCUGCGACAUAGACUAUGAGAGCACACAGUGUCCAAACCCUUCUUCAUAUGUUCCAAGGCUACUCACAAGAUUUUCUGACCACAUGAGCUUCUUACAAAGAGUCAAGAAUAUGCUGUACCCUCUGACCUUGAAGUACAUUUGCCAUAUCUCAUUCACUCCCUAUGAAAGUCUGGCCUCUGAACUUCUGCAGAGAGAGGUGUCCUUGGUGGAGGUUCUCAGCCAUGCAUCCAUGUGGCUGUUCCGAGGGGACUUUGUAUUUGACUACCCUAGGCCUAUCAUGCCUAACAUGGCUUUCAUUGGGGGUAUAAACUGCAACAGGAAGCCACUCCAUCAGUCCUCACAGAGGACACUGGUGUGA